GAGAGAGAGAGAGAGAGAGGGAGAGCCGGGCCCCUUUCUUUUCUCGCCUCGCCUCGCCUCUCCUGCGUCUCCGCCUCGCCUCGCCUCGCCUGCGUCUCCGCCACGCCCACCGCAUUCGCAUCUCCGGAUCCCCGUCGCUCACCUCGCCGCCGCUCUCGCUUCUCCGCGUCCUCCUCCUCCCGCCACCGACCCUCACCCGCCUCGAUCUCGCCUCGAUUCCUCGCGCCCCUCCCGCCGAUUCGUCUCGCGCGGCUGGGAUGGCUUGGGGCGGCGGCCGCCGGGGCCUGCGCGGGUGAUCUCUCUCUCUCUCUCUCUCUCUCUCUCUCUCUCUCUCUCUCUCGCGGGGAGCCCUCUCGCGCCCCACCUGGAGGAUCCCGUCGCGGCUGGUGCCCUUUCCUUCGCGCUGUGUCUGUGCGCGCGCUCGAUUCUAGGGUUUGCUCCUUCCUGCUCGGGGGAUUCGAUCUCCUCCCCUCCGAUUGCUCCCUCGCAGUGCGCGUCGCCUGCUCCGCCCACCCGCCAUGUUUUCGCACGGCGCUGAUUCCGCCCACGACGCCGGGGGCGUCGGCGUCAGCAGCGGUGGAGCCACCGUCCCAACGCGCUUCGUUUGGCCAUACGGCGGGAAGAGGGUCUUCUUAUCAGGCUCCUUUACGAGGUGGUCGGAGCAUUUGCCGAUGUCUCCUGUUGAAGGCUGUCCCACCGUAUUUCAAGCUAUCUGCAGCCUGUCUCCUGGGAUUUACGAGUACAAGUUCUUUGUGGACGGGGAGUGGCGGCAUGAUGAGCGGCAACCUACUAUAACAGGAGACUAUGGGGUAGUUAACACUCUAUACUUGACAAGGGACAUUAACCAAAUAAGCACAGUAUUGAGCCCAAGCACACCUGGAAGCAGGAUGAACAUGGACGUGGACAAUGAAAAUUCUCAACGUACGGUUUCAUUGUCGGAUGGUGCCCUUCAGGAAGGUCAUCAGAGAGUUUCAGAGGCUUCUAUACAGAUCUCUAGGUGUCGUGUUUCUGAGUAUCUGAGUUUGCAUACUGGCUAUGAUUUACUUCCGGACUCGGGCAAGGUCAUUGCUCUGGACGUCAAUUUACCCGUGAAGCAAUCUUUUCAUAUUCUGCAUGAACAGGGAGUUCCUGUAGCUCCUCUGUGGGAUUCAUUCAGAGGUCAGUUUGUUGGCCUUCUGAGUCCAUUGGAUUUCAUACUUAUAUUGAGAGAGCUAGAAACUCAUGGUUCGAACUUGACAGAGGAGCAGCUUGAAACACACACUAUAUCUGCGUGGAAAGAGGCCAAGCGACAAACUUAUGGAAGAAAUGAUGGUCAGUGGCAUCCACAUCAGCAUCUAGUGCAUGUCACCCCUUACGAGUCCUUGAGGGACAUUGCUCUAAAGAUAUUGCAAAACGGCAUUUCGACAGUUCCAGUUAUUUAUUCACCAUCUUCAGAUGGAUCGUGUCCUCAGCUGUUGCAUCUUGCAUCCCUUUCUGGAAUUUUGAAAUGUAUUUGCAGAUAUUUUAAAAACUCUACUGGUAAUUUGCCUAUUCUAAACCAACCAGUGUGUACAAUUCCGCUGGGUUCCUGGGUUCCAAAAAUUGGUGAUCCGAAUGGCCGUCCGUUGGCUAUGUUGCGACCUAAUGCAUCACUUAGCUCUGCCCUAAACAUGUUGGUACAAGCUGGAGUUAGCUCAAUACCGAUUGUGGAUGAAGAUGAUUCACUGCUUGACACAUAUUCCAGAAGUGACAUAACAGCUCUAGCAAAAGACAAGGUCUACACACAUGUUCGCCUGGAUGAGAUGACCAUUCAUCAGGCAUUGCAGCUUGGACAAGAUGCAAGUACACCUUUUGGAUUUUUUAACGGGCAGAGAUGCCAGAUGUGCCUCCGGUCUGAUCCUUUGCUGAAAGUGAUGGAGCGAUUGGCUAAUCCUGGGGUGCGGCGAGUCUUCAUUGUGGAAGCUGGUAGCAAACGUGUGGAAGGCAUAAUAUCACUGAGUGAUAUUUUCAAGUUCUUGCUGAGCUUGUGAGAAUGCCAAGUGGUCAUCAUGAUCUCUAUUUUGUUGUGACAAGUGCCAGAGUUAACAGUAGCAAACAGGUGUCAAGCCGCCAUGGAUCUCUCUGGCUUUUGGGUAAGACAGGAUUGGUGGCUGUCUUUGCAGAUAAUGGCCAUUCAGGGUCUGUAAAGUUCCUUUUUUCUUUCUGUCCCUCUGUUACCCAAAUAUGCGGUGAUUUUUAUUUAUUGGAUUGUUUUC
Messenger RNA from Phragmites australis (common reed), 2234 nucleotides. Its product is annotated as sucrose nonfermenting 4-like protein. The record is from RefSeq and is a predicted model, not a curated record. The coding region runs from base 519 to 2009 and encodes 496 amino acids. Lineage: Eukaryota; Viridiplantae; Streptophyta; Magnoliopsida; Poales; Poaceae. The transcript is spliced from 13 exons.